CCGAUACUUCACAAGUCAAGAUGGGUUCCGUUGCCCCCAGCUCCAAGGACCAGAGCCGCAUGAUGGACUCCGCGCAUGGCGACAAGCAGCACGCGGAGAAGGUCAAGAAGCUUGUUGAGAACAUGCGCGGCUUCCACAACGCCAUGCUGACCACGCGUCGGGCCGACAGCGGCCUCCGCACCCGUCCGAUGGCCGUGGCCCAUGUCGAUGACAACGGCGACGUCUGGUUUGCCAUGUCCUGCGAUUCGAGCAAGUGCUCCGACAUCGAGUUCGACCCGCACGUGAGCGUCUCCUUCCAGAGCAGCAGCUCCUUCAUCUCCAUCAGCGGCAAGGCCAUCAUCAACAAGGACCGCCAGAAGAUCGACGAGUUCUACACCCACGCUUGGGACGCCUUCUUCCCCAAGGGCAAGGAGUCGCCGGAGCUGUGCCUGCUGCGUGUCGAGGCCCAGACCGCCGAGAUCUGGGACAACACCCUGACCACCAAGAUCACCAUGUGGAUGGAGGCCGGCAUGAACAUGCUCAAGCGCGGCGCCACCGACGAGGCCGGGCCCCACUCGCCGAAGUCCGCCCGCCGGGGGUCCCUCGGCGAGACCGCCACCGACGGGACCUCCUCCCACAAGAUCCACGGUGCCCACGAGAAGAUCAACAUCAAGUGAGGCCGCCGGGAUUUGCGCGAGGGGCGAGGCGAGUGUGACGCCGAGAAAGAGAGGGGGGCAAUGGCCCGACGCACAUACGUACAUGCACGUGCGAGUGCGUGUGCGUGUGCGCGCGCGUGCGCGGGGACAGGCGAGCCGAGAGAAGGCGUAAGUAGGAGGGGCAGGGCGGAGGUCCAGAACCGUGGAGCCGGUUGAGCGCGCAUCGCGCCGGGCACAAGCACCACGCGGGCGCUCGCCGGGCCGGGCUCCGAGCCUCGCCUCCCUUCGCGCGCCCCCGUCCUCGCGAGACGCUGCGCGCCCUCCGCCCUCGGUUGUGGCUGCCUUGCCCAGGUUCCACGGACAAAUAUGGCUGUUUGCGCGCCUGGUUGUGUGUGUGUAUGUGUGUGCGCACACAUUUGAGAAGAAGCCCAGUGAGCCUCGCAUGCUCCAGCAGGGGGUCUCCUCCGCAUGCAGGAAGGCGUCGUUCGCCACUUGGCGGCGUGUAAUGUCCGUGUCACGCCUAAAUGCGCCUCACCAAAAAGAAAGCCCCGUGUAUUCCGAUGUGUCUCUGUUGGGGGUUUUCCUUUUCAAAUGCUUCCUGCGGUGCGGGCAAGGCGAAGGGCGGGGGGUGGCAUGGCGGAUGUGGCUCUU
This is a messenger RNA of Fonticula alba, 1286 nucleotides long. RefSeq lists its product as hypothetical. The transcript is spliced from 3 exons. The record is from RefSeq and is a predicted model, not a curated record. Bases 21 to 656 code for a protein of 211 amino acids. Lineage: Eukaryota; Rotosphaerida; Fonticulaceae.